AUGGGUGCUGACAAAUGGUUUAAAGACCUUCAGCGUUCGAAUAGUUCAGAGUUUGAUGUAAUGGCAAUUAGUGGGAACAAGAUCUGGCCAUCUUACGACCUCCAUUAUCCAUCAAAGAGACCACUACAUCAUGUCAACAGAGCUACUCCGGGAAAUAGGAAAUAUCCUUUGGUGAGGAUGUCGCUACCAAUCAAAACGCUAGCAACAACAGUCCAGCCAUCGUCAACGGAGCAGCAGAUUCAGUUCGAUGAUGUUUUUAAAUAUGUGGAGAGACAAAGAGUCAGAUCUUCUUGUCACAGCAGACGUCAGACUGUAGAAAAUGGUCGAAGAAGCGUUCAGAGCCGUUUAGAAAUGUCGCGACCACAGUCUUGUAUUACCAGCAGUUCUGUGAGCAGACCAAAGCCUCUGUUACCCCGACGUUCGACUAUGGAUUCCAUUAGUAUGUUAUCUUCUUUGGACAACACAACUAGACCAAUAAGUGUUGCCGACUCGGAGGUAUCAUCGUUCGUCCAAAAACAUUGUUGUGAAUUAAUGGGUCCUAGUGUCUGCACUUCUUGUAGCAAGAAGAACACAAUUUUGAUAAAUCGAGCGCGUUCCCAGUCUUCUAUGUCAAGCUACAGAGUAACAACAGAAAAUAUUGCCACUGUCGCUAUGGUACAGCGAAUACUCCCUCAAUUAACAAGCUCUGAAAUUCAAGAACAAUUAGAAAAUGGCGGCAUAUGUCGUCUGCAACGAGUAAAUUGUUGGAAUCGCGACAAGUAUAUAAAUGAGGAUGAUGGUGACGAUGAAGAAAAACGAGAUAAAAUACCAACUUUAAACUUGGCGAAAUUAAGAUUUAAAAAUAUGGUAAAAAAGACUACUACUCCCAAUUAUUUCAGGAAUAUAAGACAAUUAAACCAAAAGGUUGUUUCAGGGGCAGUGGAUUUGGGCGAGAAUCGAUUCUUUCCUAUUAAAAAUGAACCAAAGCGUACAGAAAGUCCAUAUCCAGUAUUUGUAAGUCCGAAGAAGAAUAGUUUAGCGUCAGAACCCAAAUUUAAAGCGUAUUAUGAACCACCUUUGCUAGAAAAAGAUGACCAAAUAGAUCCAUUUGCAGCAACUAGUGUAACAAGCGAUUCGGAUGAUGCGAUGCUAAGACAGCAGCCAAAACGAUUAGACUCGGACUCCGAGGACGACAUAGACUGUCUAAGCACAAGCCGUCUGGAUGACGUACCCGACAGUCCUCGUGAGGACAAUGAAAUGGAGAAUACAGAAAAAGCACCCUACGACCCCCCAUUGCUUCCCAAAGAAAAUCAAAUUGAAGAACCUUCGUUUUUUGCUGGGUCUGUCAUACCGUACACGUUGCCGGAGAGAGCACCUGAUAAACUUGGUAGUUUUGACAUGAGUCGCCUAAAUGGAGAGUUAACUUCCAGUGAAAGUGAAAACGAGAACUAA
Messenger RNA from Lottia gigantea (owl limpet), 1431 nucleotides. RefSeq lists its product as hypothetical. Bases 1 to 1431 code for a protein of 476 amino acids. NCBI's taxonomy places the organism in Eukaryota, Metazoa, Mollusca, Gastropoda, Lottiidae. The record is from RefSeq and is a predicted model, not a curated record. The transcript has 2 exons.